Messenger RNA from Pseudogymnoascus destructans, 3444 nucleotides. RefSeq lists its product as uncharacterized. The transcript is spliced from 2 exons. The record is from RefSeq and is a predicted model, not a curated record. Gene Ontology annotation, molecular function: DNA-binding transcription factor activity, RNA polymerase II-specific; transcription cis-regulatory region binding; zinc ion binding. Gene Ontology annotation, biological process: regulation of DNA-templated transcription. The coding region runs from base 194 to 2647 and encodes 817 amino acids. Lineage: Eukaryota; Fungi; Ascomycota; Leotiomycetes; Thelebolales; Thelebolaceae. Gene Ontology annotation, cellular component: nucleus.
CACUUUUAUUACUCAUGCCUUAUCCUCCCAAAAAACCCUGUCCCCGUAUCUUUCUUCCACCCCGCUCCGUUCCUCCUCAUUCUUUGCCACACAGGUGUACUGGCGCCGAGAGCAAGGCAGGAGGCAAAAAAGAACUUCGUAACGAGCGGCACUUACUAAGGAAUUUGCUAACAUCUUAUCAGAUGUCGAACUUAUGAAUCUAGUGCCGACAAUGUCUACUGUGCCACCAACCCAGACGACACCCGACUCGGCGCCAACAAAACCCGAGCAUGUCAAUCGGGCCUGUGAGCCGUGUCGGCUCCUCAAAGUGCGCUGCCUGCCCUAUCCUGACCCUGCCACCAGACGAUGUCAGCGCUGUACGAAGAACGGACGCACCUGCCAUUAUGCCGCUCCCCAGAAGAGGCGGCCGAGGAAGAGGACGGACACCAGGGUUGCUGAGCUCGAGAGGGAGGUGCGUGCCAUGCGCUCGCUGCUGAACAAGAGCAAGCAGUCGCCCUCGGGAGACUCGAAUCAGGGUUCUAUGAACACUGUGGACGAAGACCAGGAGAUUGAGGGGUUUCUGGAGAGGGCGCCCAUACCCCACAUGGCAAUGAAUCCCAGCGCCUUCGAAGAACCCAUGCAAGAACCUCGCUGGGGUUGCGGACCUGGCGAUAUGGAUGGCGAGACCUCUGAUACGGGAGAGAGGACGCUAGACGUGAUCGAGCGCGACCUGAUUGGAUUGGAACUGGCACAGGAGUACUUCGAUCACUACGUCAACAAUAUGAUAGUGCACUGCCCAAUAGUCGUCUUCCGCCCGGAGCAGACAGCUGAGUCUGUUCGCUCGUCGAAGCCAAUACUCUUCCUCACUAUCUUGGCUGCUGCAGCAGGACAGAAGGACCACAACAUAUAUAUCACUUUGCACGAAGAACUCCUCCAAGUUUUCGCUGAUCGAUACAUUAUGAAUUCCGACAAAUCGCUCGAGCUCGUGCAAGCAUUCCUGCUGACCUGUAUUUGGCUAUAUCCACCAAAUGACUUCAGAACGCUCAAGUUCUACCAGUAUGUGCACAUGGCAGCAUCCAUGUCGCUGGACAUUGGACAGCCAGAUUUGCCAGGGCCUUUUUCAAAGCACCAAUGGCCAACUGUUGUUGCGGAUAGUUUUGUAAAGCCCCCCCGACAGGAAUCGCAUUCGAACAUGGGAGACACCAACCCACCCCCCGCAGACCCUGAGGCGGCUCGAAUCCUGCGCCAGGAGCUACUGGUGCUAGAGAGCAAGAGGACGCACCUGAGCUGUUAUUUGAUUUGUGCAAGUGUGUCGAUGUCACUGCGCAGGCCGAAUAUGUUUGCCUUCUCCGCAUUCACCAAGGGAUGCAUUGACUACCUUACCAACUCUCCUUAUGCUCUCCCGUCAGACAAGCUUCUCAUCAUAUGGUCGAAGAUACAGCACAUUACUGAGGAAAGCGCUGCCGUAUUCGCCUUUGACGACCUGUCCACCCGCGUAGAGAUGUCUGAUCCGCGAGUGCAGCUGACCCUGAAGGGCUUUGAGAACAGGCUCGAGGAAUUUCGCAAGACUAUAGAUCCCUCGCAGCUGUCAGCUAGUCUGGACGUUCACUACUAUAUGAACAAAAUUAUCCUGCAGGAAUAUGCCAUCAUGGUCAAGAAUGCCGAUGGUUUCCAACCAGAGGAAUUGAUUGAUAUCGGGGCAAAGGCAGGCCCGAUUUCCAUGGCCAGCGCGAGCGCUAUCAUGACCGUCAUCGAGUCCGCCCAUCUCCUCCUCGACGCCUUCUUUAGCAUGCCCGAUGACGUUAUUAAAUGCUACCCCGUCGUCAACUUUGUCCGCAUGUCAUACGGCAUGGUGCUGCUGAUCAAGAUGUACGCCAACGCCAGCCUUCCGGAUUCUGAGCUGGGGAAGAUCCUCGACGCCGACUCGCUCAAGAUAGACUACUAUCUCCGAACGGCAGUUGCCCGUCUCAAGCGCAUCACCGAAUACCGCGCUGCGAGCAAGUUCCUCCAGAUCGUCCUUAAGGUGGCAAUGUACCACCAGCAGCGCUUGACCAACGCCAUGCCCCAGACUGGCGAAGGGCUAGGAGCGGCCCAACUGAUUGUGCCGCUGCUGAAUCUCGUCAUGAAUAAUCAUGGCAAGCCGUCUCUCGAGGAGCCUACUCAAAGCCCCCUUCAUAAGAAGGGCAAGAGGACUAACGUCGCCGACCGCAACCGUCGCUCCUCCCGACCCGCGCCUGACGCCGCCGGCACCACCGACCACCCCAACGGACCUUGGUACUCUGAGUUCUCCGCCGGUGUCGGCCCCUACCUCACUACCAACAACACCUCGCCCAGCAACCCCUCGCCCAGCAACCCCUCGCCCUCAUCCGCUCAAGUCUUGUCGUACACGCACAACGCGUCAGUCUCGACAGCUACCACCGCCACUACUGACUUCUCGGGCACCGGAAACCCCGCCGACCUCGCGAAUCAGUGGUUCCCGCCCGCGACGGACUUCGGCGGUGGCCUGCUUCCGAAUGAUAUGGAUGUUGACAUCUUUGCCUUCAGCGAGGGUAUGGAGUUUACGACGGAUGACCUGAACACCUUUAUGCCGUUUAUUGGUUCGUCCGCGGAGAUGCAGAUGUUUGAGGAGACGCAUGAUUGGUCGAACUGGGGGCCGGGUCAGCAGUGAUCGUCCCCACGGGGACAUACUUGUACGAAAUAUAGGUGUGUUGGAGACGGAUGCACAUAUGGAUUGAUCUAUAUGGGAUGGCACAAAGAACUCUACGAACCGGGGCGCUGGAAUGUUUGGCUGGUUUUCACAGGUGUUUUUUUAUGACGUUUACGGAUGAGGGAGUUGGGAUUAUAAUACCAGGAAGGGGCUUUGUGUAUUUGUACAGUAUAGUACGCUCUACUCUAUAUAUAUGGCGUGAGGGCGCCAGGCAGAAAGGGAUCGAGAACGGAUGGAUGGACGACGGACGGAUAUUCAUCUCUCCUCUCUCCACUCGGACAGAGGGACAGAUAGGAAGCGUUUUGCUGCGCGGGGGAGCGGAAACCCAUAUAACUCCCUUCUUUAAUGCGAAAGACGAAGGAACGGCAUUGAGUGGUCUUUUUUAUUGCUUGUGAUUUUGAGUUUCCGAGGGAAGGUGUGCGCGUAGGGACAGGCGCCAACGAAGGCAGGUGCGACUGAGGAUAAGCGCGAAUAAGGGCAAGUGCGGGAGUGACCAUGCACAACAAACUGUCGCUGAGAGCUUGGGGAUAGCUUCGAUAACUUAUUAAUUAAGCAGCCUCUUCAACCGCCUACGAGGUGCCACUCCCUCUGCGUGAACCUCAGACCUUUGCCACUUGUACCCGGACCUUGGGUUUUAGUGCAACAAACGUAUCUUCAACAUCGAAUCCAUCCUGUAACUCCAUCUCGGGGUUGGUGAAUGACAGUUUAAGCUUGAUAUACGUGAAGAGACUUCAUUAGCAGUUGCAAAACAUAGGGGU